Molecule: messenger RNA, 1586 nt
Organism: Rhopalosiphum maidis (corn leaf aphid)
Lineage: Eukaryota; Metazoa; Arthropoda; Insecta; Hemiptera; Aphididae
Exons: 7
Coding region: 520-1341 (273 amino acids)
Source: RefSeq, a predicted model, not a curated record
GACAGGACUCUGCACCAUUGUCGUCGUGUUCGUCGUCGUCGUCGUCGUCUUGGUUUUCGAUAUAUAUAUAUACAUAUUAUUGAGCUGUGCACGUCGACAAAGCGUCUUCGGCAUUUGAGUGCAGUCGAACAAAAUAAUAAUUGAUAUUAUUUGUACCAAUGGUGAGUCUUCAGUGCGCCAUUGGUGCUGGUGAUGCUUUUGAACCCGACGACUGCUAUCACGGUCACUUUUCGCCCCGCAACGCAUAGUUGCAAACGCCACUUGUUGUUUUCACCGUCCGAAACCCACUGCCACACGCGGUCAGCGUCCGUUUCGAUAAUCAGUCAAAGAAGUAAAUUACGUGACGAUAACACCAUUUGGAUACACUAUUAUACGCUAUAUAUAAUGUAGAUGUGAGGAGGAAACCGUUCAUUUGGAAAAUCACUAGAAGUCACUUACGUUUUAUUAAAUGCGUUAUUUCCUAUGACAGCAGGUUACAAUAUGACUGUCGGCAGUAAUAAUUAAUCGAAAGCUUAAGUAAUGAGUACGAUUAUUCGGGUACAGGAGAAGUCAGUUUCCACAGACCCCGAGCAAUUGGACGAUCUAGACCACGAAGACUACCGAGUGCAUCACAUCCUGGCGGCACUAGUCAACCGAAAAGUCAUAUCCAUCAAGGCGGAUAUCUGUGAGGCCAAACUCAAAUGGAGAAUACAACCAAAGUUAUUGGUGCAAAGAUUGGCAGAGAAAAAUUCAAAAAACAAACGCAAACUAGGCCGACGCCGAAAGGGUCGCUGCAUGCAUUCAUGUCAAAAACAUCAUCACCACCAUCACCACCAUCAUCAUCAGCAUCGACAUGAUCUAGAUCACCAAUUAUUUCACCAUCAUCACCACCAUUGUGAUGGGAUCGUUAGACAAGAAGAACCUGUCCAAGUUGAAGAAUGGCCUCAGACUCAGAGACCUACUGUACCCUAUUUAGGUGGACACAUCCUUACCGCCGCCUUACAAAGAUCCACUGCUGGGAUGUCAGAAGAAAAUCGUCAUUAUAUAGAGACUCAAAACCCAAAGACUCGGUUGAAAAAAAAAAUCCGUAGAACGAGAUUCGGAGAAGAUAAACAUAAUGUAAUGAGACCUCAUCCCGUUCCCACUAUACAUCCAGACGACUUGCCUCAAAGAGCGAGAUGGACAAUUAUCAUCACCGCCGGACUGUUACUCAUCACUUGUAUGCUGUUGGUGGGCGUAACACUAAGAAUGGCACCCGUAAUUGACGAACUCGUUAGAAAUAAAAACGAAGAGUUAAUGAAUUCACUAGAUCGAGAAGAAUUUGGACCAUCAGACAAUAACACUGAAUACAUGUAUAGGUAACACCUUCAAUAAACUAAUAUUUUUACUAAAAACAUUAUAAUAAUAAAUAUAUUUAACAACAUUUAAUUAAGGUAUCUACUAAUAUUAUUGUGGUAAAUGUAAAUUUUAUAAUAUGUUAAAACGUUAAUUUGUUAUAUACAAUUGUAAAUAUUGUUGCGUAAAGAAAUCAUCGUCCAAAAGUUAAUUUCUAAAUAAUAAUAAAUGGCAAUCAUUGAUUUCUGAUUUUUGUACUUUGAAUGUUUAAC